Messenger RNA from Hydatigera taeniaeformis, 237 nucleotides. NCBI's taxonomy places the organism in Eukaryota, Metazoa, Platyhelminthes, Cestoda, Cyclophyllidea, Taeniidae. The record is from the annotation of a GenBank genome assembly.
AUGCGCUUUCAGUGGCACAACCCCAAUGGAACACUAAUUAGUAAUCAGUGGUUCCUGAGACUCGCCGACAUGAGCAUCUACGAGUCUGGUGUCUACGUCUGCACUGUAUCAGUGGAAGUGAAUGGAACACAGCGCGAGGCCAGCCGUGGCACCAAUAUUCAAGUCAAGCCAGGUAAAACUGACACAGUCAUCACUGGCGGUUCGGCUCAAACUCCACAUGUGGUGUCUCCAGACUAA